This is a messenger RNA of Hyaloscypha bicolor E, 804 nucleotides long. RefSeq lists its product as uncharacterized. NCBI's taxonomy places the organism in Eukaryota, Fungi, Ascomycota, Leotiomycetes, Helotiales, Hyaloscyphaceae. The transcript has a single exon. The coding region runs from base 114 to 644 and encodes 176 amino acids. The record is from RefSeq and is a predicted model, not a curated record.
GAAACCAACACUCGACUCAUAAUUUGUCCCAUCUCUAGAUCUCUCCUUUUCAUCUCUUCUUAACGCCAAACCACACUUUCCCUCCAACCGUCUUGUCUGAAUCCACAUUCAACAUGUGCCAAGACCACCUCACACUCUACGAAUGCAGACAUAUGAACUACAUUGAGUUGGAAAGAUGCAUCUUCUUUUCACCCGCCCUCAACAAAUGCGUGGCAGCACCGCAUGAGAUGAUUGAGCACUACCCUGCGUUCGAGUGCCCUGAAUGCAGAAGGACAAAAGCGAAGAAGGAGAGGGAUGAAUUAGGAAUCGAAGGAGAUUUAAAUGGAAAGUUUAGAUACGCAGACGAGAUCUUCUGGGAGUUUCAGAUAUUGGCAAAGCUAGGAUGCAAAAUAGGUAGAAUAGACAGGUGUUGCAUGGGACAAUGGGGAGGAGUGAGCGGGGAUGUAUGGAAAGGUGAUGGAGCAAGCGAAAAUUUCAUCUCGGCGAGUUCAGAACGGCUGCGAUACCAGAUGUGGAUAUGCAGGAGUUGCAGAGAGGGGAGCGCAUCAGGCUUGAUCUGGUUUUGGAACUCAUGGAACAAUAGGAGAACUCACUUGGUGAAUGUACUUAAUAAUCGUGGGACAUUCCACAUGCUAUUUAUCUGAAUGUAUCUAGAAGUUCUAGAACAGUGAACCGAGUGGUAGAGACUCAAGGAAUAGAGACUAUGUUACCCUCAGCAAGUAUUCCCACAGAGUCUGGAUUGUACUCGAAUACCUGGUAUAUUAAGCUUUAAGAACGCAUGUAGCCAGCUUUGCAUGAAAUGGC